CUCCGCCGGAAAACUCUGAAACACUUCUCCUCUCUUUCUUAAACCCUCACCGCCGGGAACAUAGACAAAGAGUAGCCAUGAAAGCUUCGAUGAAGUUUAGGGAGGAACAAAAACCUCUGUUUCGAGCAAAAGUGCCUCUCAAUAUUCUUGGGUUUCCGUUUCAAUCGGGUGUUGUAGCCGGUGAAUCUAAAGAGCUGUCGUUGAAUCUCAGCACUUUCUUCGAAUCCGGUCCGUCUGUGAAGGUCGCUUAUCGUCCAAAUGAUUCAAUUAAUCCGUUUAGUCUCGUAUUCAAGACCGGAAUCGGGCAUUUGGGUUCUCCGAUUUCUAGCUCAUUGAACAUGAGCGCUGAAUUCAAUUUGAUUGGAGGCGCUCAAAACCCUAGUUUUUUUGUUCACUUCAAGCCUCAAUUCGGCGAUUUCACCGUCAAAAAAACUCAAUCGUCGGUGUUUAAGAAGCAAAUGAACAGCGGUGGUGGUGUUCCAGAUGAAGAUGUGCCGGUAAUUGUUGAUUUGUUUGAAAACGGCAAGAAAUUUUCCAAUUCGCCGCUGGAAUCUCCUGCCGCCGGCUUGCUGAAAGGCGUCUUAUCCGACGUCGAAAUGACCGCCACGACCACCGUCCCUUUGAGGAAACAAGCUAAUUUGAAUUUCCGAUGGGGAUUUAGACUACCGGCGACGGAGGAAACGGCGAUGGUGCUGAUGAAGAAGAACAACAAAUCAACGGCCGGGAUUUCUUUCCAGACACUUCCGGUUUUGAUCAUCAACAAGAUCGGGAUCGAACACGUGGCACGUGACCAUUGCAGGACCUCAAGCAAAGCGGGGCCAGGAUCCAGUGACGUGGCAGAUGCCUUUUUGGGUGUCAAGAAACAGCUGGAGAUGAUACAAGCUGAAAACGGGAUGUUAAGGAAAGCCAUGGAUAACUUGAAGGCUGAAUUUUCCGCCGUCAAGUCUGGCAAUAACGCCGUUAGAUUUAACGGCGGAGACAAGGGACAUUUUGGAAGAAAGGCCAUGGAUGAUGAUCUUGUGAAUGAUGAAUUGAAGAAUGGAUCGAAGGGUAUUUCAGACAUUUGAUUAAAUUUGUCGAAACUACGGGUUUUGAUUUUCGAGAAAUUAAAAUUUCGAAGUAUGAAAUGAAAAAUAAAUCUCUUAUAAUUCAUGAAGGUUAUUGAUGUAAUUCUCCUCUUGCACAUCGUAUCAACUUAAAUUUUAUAAAAUUUCGUGUUGUUUGGAA
Molecule: messenger RNA, 1227 nt
Organism: Cynara cardunculus var. scolymus (artichoke)
Lineage: Eukaryota; Viridiplantae; Streptophyta; Magnoliopsida; Asterales; Asteraceae
Exons: 1
Coding region: 78-1067 (329 amino acids)
Source: RefSeq, a predicted model, not a curated record